Messenger RNA from Dermacentor andersoni, 808 nucleotides. RefSeq lists its product as uncharacterized. Lineage: Eukaryota; Metazoa; Arthropoda; Arachnida; Ixodida; Ixodidae. The record is from RefSeq and is a predicted model, not a curated record.
UGAGCGCGAGCCGACGAAAACUCCCGACUUGCUAGAGGCUAACAGCAUCGCUGUAAAAGAUAUUUACUUUUUCAUCGGUGUUCCAUCCUGUUUUCAAACUCUGCGUUCUCCGUGUUCAGGGCGAACAGACGUCGUUUGACUUACGGAGGAUGCCGGACCAGUACAACUUCGGCCUGUCGGACAAGAACAAGUUGCUGGUUUACGUGGACAACCUGCUUCGCCACCUGUGGCGGAACAAGGCCACCGACUCUGUGCUUCAGGCCAUCGUAGAGCUGGCCUCGACGCUGUCCAAAAUGUCCUUUGAGAAUGACGCGCGCACCCAGGUGCCAAAGCUCGAGGACUACGUGUUGCCUCCCGGCAACUUCAAGAUCGGCGCCAUGUUCGUCAGAAGUGUGCCUCCAACGGUGAACCUCCGGCGCAACGUGAAGGCGGCCAUCUUCCACGGAGACGUCAUCUCGCGAGCGUACGAGAUCCUCGCGUCGGCGACGCGCGAGACGGCCAACCUGUUCCUGCUGGUGCUGUUCUUCGACGAGUACCUGAAGCUGGUCACGGGCUGGUCCCAGCAGACCUUCGACGAGUCCCUGAGCUGCACGAUGCUCGGCUCCAAGCUUUUCCCGCUGCAGUACGGCAACUCCGAGGCGACCCUCUUCUACGACCAGACCGCGGCGCGCGAGCUCCGCGAGAUCUUCACUGCCGCCAAGGUGCGAACGCGGGCUCGCAGCGACCGGAGUGCCCCUUCCGGCACAGUUCGUACUCAAAGUACUAGGGGUGCGAAUAUUUUAGACUAUACUUACAAAUGAGGAAUCGA